AUGGUCUCCGCCAGGAAGCGUGGAAGGCAGGAGAUGGAAGCCAGUGAGCUUCCAAAGGAACCAAGUAUGAUUGAUCAACUUCGAAAUAUGUGGGAAUUUGCAAAUCUUGCGCAAUGGAUUUUCAUUUUUGGCAGGACGGUCAAAAUCGAUGAGAAUAUUGGAAUCGAGGAACUGGAGAUGGAAUGUUCCAAAACACACUCGACUGUUCUUCCAGAGAUUGGUCUUGCUCUAUUGAAGUUUGUUUCUGCUCAUCGAGGACUCACUCCUGAGAUUUUCGAUGAAUAUACAAGAAGGCAAUAUGUUGCCAAAGCACCCGAGCGCAAUCCAUUUGGUACCGAAGAGGAACCCGCCAAGUUCACAGAAUUCGAUGCUUUUACUAAGAUUCGAGUUUUACAGCAACUUACUCAAUGGGUCAUGAUCAGUCCAGACCGCAUUCGUGAGAGGAUGGAAGAAUCCAAGGACAUCGAACAGACCUCUUGGCGCAUCGAACCUUGUGGAUGGGACUCGGAUGAUCGCGAAUACUUUGUGCUAGAUGACAAUCGAUUAUAUCGUCGUACUGAAGCUCCACCACCUCCUCCUCCAGCUGCAAGUUACAAGAAGAAUUCUAAGAAAGGCAAAGCAGCUGCAAGGGCAAGCAAGCGGAGGAAGACAACAGACACAAUCGACAGUGAAGCCGAAGCAUCGGUAGAAGCACCGGUAGAAGAAAAGGUGGACGAUGGGUUUGGAGGCGCAAAAUGGGAAUGCAUUGCUGUUUCAUUUGAAGAGUUUACCGCAUUCGCAGCGUCAAUGGAGAAAACUCGGGAUCCAAAUGAGAAGAUAUUACGAAAACGCAUCGUCGAUGAUGUAUUACCACUAUUGGAAAAGCAAGAAGAAGCUCGAAAGCGCAAAGAAGCACAGAAGCAGCGCGAGUUGAUCAACAUCGAAAAAUUGGCUACAGCCAAGAGAUCUAGUAGAAUCGCUGGUAAGAUGGAGCAACAGAAGCAGGAAGAAGAAACCAGAGAGGCGGAACGCAAGAAGCAACAAGAUUUAGCAAUGGCAAAGAAAGAACAACAAAAAUGGCUUAAGCUAGAGAAAGAAAGAGAAUCACGAAUGAUGACUAGGGAACAGCGAGUAAAGGAGAGAGAAGCACGCCGCAUCCUCCAUGAAGACGAAUUGGCCAAUCUUUCUGAGGAUAGUAGGAAGGUUGGAUCCGGCGAAGGCCGUCUCUCGGAACGUCAUCUAAAGGCCGAAAUUGAAAAGAAGAAGCAGGCGCUCGAACAACUUAACGAGGAAGAUGACUGGAUCUUUGACUGUAUCUGUGGCGCUUAUGGGCAGAUUGACGAUGGGACCCAUAGUAUUGCAUGCGAAACAUGCAAUAUUUGGCAGCACAGUAAGUGCGUUGGAGUCAGUGAAGCUGAGGCUGAUAGCGAGGACUUUGAGUUCAUAUGCACGACUUGUAAACGUCGUGCUGAGGAAGCAGAGAAGGCCAAAACUCACCCACCAAAGAAGAUUAAGCUUGGUCGACCUGGAUCUUCUUCCUCCUUAGUGCCACCAAAACAAAAUGGCGUUCCAAGUUUGGAUGAUGGAGCGAUGCCAAGCGGUAGGCUAUCAUCAACUCCAGCUUCACCACAAAAGGCAGCACCUCAACUACAUCUAUUUUCUACUACAAAUGGAGCACAUAAAUCAGCACAAUCAGCAAAGGGUUCUUCACCUCGGUCACAGAAUAAACCGCCACCUAUUCUACCACCAAAGUUCACCAACAGGAAUGAGCGCGCAGGCUCUCCCAUCGGCAAAUCCGAUAUUAGACCGUCGAUUGAAAUCCCCGUCGGGGAAAGUCCAUCUCUAUCACGAUACAAUGGUUUGGGCAACAAUAAUCCUUUUUCCUCUCCCGCUCCUCACAGUCCAACUUCUCUCCCACCCCCAAAGAAUUUGACUACCAAUGGCGCGGCUCGCUCGCCAAUAUCUUCACCAAUCCAACAGCAUGCGGAUUUACCAAGUCUCAAAAAUAAUGGAGAUGUGCCAGUUCAACCCCUCAAUGGGUUCCACAAAGAGCACAACGAUCGUCGUAGUUCAUUCAACUUUUCAUCCCCUCUUGCAGGAGUUCCCGUAUUGACACCCUCUCAAAAGAAUGGACCGAUACCAAGUUCAUCGUUUGAACACAAUGGGCAUGCCGCAACGCCAAGUGGAGCCUCACGGUUUACUAUGAUAACUGCAUCAUCCCCAGGAUUAGAUCAAGAUCCACUUGACCCAGGUCAUGCGUCGGCUCUUCCAUCUUCGAUCAGUGGAAUUUCUCCUACAAAACAUUCUCCCCCGCGUCCAGCAUCAAAUGGCUCAACAACCCCCGCCAUUCUCCCCCCAGUUGCUCCAUUAUCGCCGAGUCCACGAUCACAGAAUCUUGCUCCACCUGUAAAGCCUUCAGAGCCACAAUUGAGUCAAAAUACAGCUCACUAA
This is a messenger RNA of Botrytis fragariae, 2430 nucleotides long. RefSeq names its product putative phd finger domain protein. The transcript is spliced from 6 exons. Gene Ontology annotation, cellular component: RSF complex. Gene Ontology annotation, biological process: regulation of DNA-templated transcription. The coding region runs from base 1 to 2430 and encodes 809 amino acids. Lineage: Eukaryota; Fungi; Ascomycota; Leotiomycetes; Helotiales; Sclerotiniaceae. The record is from RefSeq and is a predicted model, not a curated record.